UUUUCCCGCUGACACCCAUGGUAUCAAAGGCCAGCAUCCCACUUCUUCUUAUUGGCGCACUAAUUUCCCUUUAAUGGGCUGAUCAUUGCUUUUGGAAAUAUGCCACCACCUUUCCUCCAUGGACAGAAACGACAUCCUUACUCUUAUUGCAGAACCGUCGGUGGAUGGAAACCAAGAACCAGAUUGAUGGGAUUUUGGCUAUCAACCUGCAGUCGAAGAGAGUCUCACAAGGCUUAAAUGACACGACAAUUUUCUUCCAGUCAUGAACUGCAACCCAACGCGCAUGAAAUUGAAGAGCUCGCUCAGGAUCUACUCAUAAAACAAAUCCAAAAUCAUCUACAGAUUGACCUUGGAGUAGAAUGAUUAAUUAAAACACAUGCCUCGGAUUCAAUCCACCGAAAGAGAAGUGGAAGAACAUGCAUUAAUAAACUUUUCAAUUUGAUAAUGAGACUCACCAACCACACUAACUACUAAGUAUAAAUUAACACUAGAAAACACUCUUAAUCCCCAUCGUCUUCUUCAAAACUCUCUUCUGGCUACCUCAUGUGUCAAAUGGGAAGCAUUUCUUCAAACAACAAAAGCAUAUUCCACAUCUCAAUCCUCUUCCUUCCAUGUUUCACUUGCCUUACUUAUUGCCAAGACUUUCAAGGCCGGUCUCCAUUGAUAUCACCUCCAUUAAUUCCAGAAAUCUUAAACUUCUUAGACCAAAGGCUUGCCUUAGUAUAUCCAAUAAUCCAAGACUUCAAGAACACUAUCACCUCUGAUCCCCUUAACAUCACUCAAACUUGGGUUGGCGCGGAUAUAUGCAACUACAGAGGCUUCUACUGUACUAGUCCACCUGAUAAUGACUCUGCCAUUACCCUAGCUUCCAUUGAUUUCAAUGGAUUCCAGCUAUCUGCCCCUACUCUCGAUGGCUUCAUUGAUCAACUCCCUGACCUUGCUCUCUUCCAUGCCAACUCUAACAAAUUUUCUGGCGCCAUAUCACCAAAAAUCACCAAACUACAGUUUCUUUAUGAACUAGACAUAAGCAACAAUAAUUUCUUUGGCAGUUUUCCCAUGGAGGUUCUUGGAAUCCCUGCCCUAUCAUUUUUAGAUAUCCGAUUCAAUUUCUUUACUGGAACAGUUCCUCCACAAGUAUUCACUCAACGCCUUGACGUACUCUUCCUCAACAACAACAAUUUUAUGCAAAGACUCCCUCAAAACCUAGGCUCGACCCCAGUGCUUUACCUCACCUUGGCUAACAACAAAUUUAUCGGUCCGAUCCCACGCAGCAUCAUUGAAGCUUCCGCGACAUUAACUGAAGUGCUGUUCUCGCACAACUUACUUACAGGUUGCCUCCCAUAUGAACUAGGUUUUUUGAGAAAUCUAGUCCUUUUUGAUGCUAGUAACAACUUCUUAACCGGUCAUUUACCAUGCUCGUUGGGAUGUUUGGCUAAGCUUGAACAGUUCAAUCUGGCCAGCAACUUAUUGUAUGGACAGGUGCCAGAGGUGUUGUGCGCCUUGGGGAAAUUAGUGAACUUGUCACUUUCGAGUAAUUAUUUUACAAAACUAGGGCCAAAGUGUGGGGAACUAGAGAAGAGAGGCGUUCUUGAUAUUAGAAAAAAUUGUAUUCCUGACCUUCCUGGUCAGAGAUCAGCGCGGGAGUGUGCGGCUUUCUCCUUGCACCCUAGGUAUUGCUCAAACCCUGCUUCGUUCAACUACAUUCCUUGUAAGGUUCCAUCAUCAUUGAGUCAUCCUCAGAUUGGAACAAAGAGAAAUUUGGUCGGUUAUAGUGCUCUUUUGAGACAGGCAGUUGAAUUUCCAGGAAGAAACUAAGAAUGUAUGAAAGGUUUGUCUGAACAAUGUAAAGGCUGAUAUACAAGCUGCACAAACUUCAUGCUAAUACGAAUUGCAAGAAUUGUCCCGAAAAAAAAUAUGCAAGCUGUACUGUUCACAAAACAAAUAUCGCUACUUGAAAUCGUUCCUUCUA
This is a messenger RNA of Populus euphratica (Euphrates poplar), 1969 nucleotides long. RefSeq lists its product as uncharacterized. The coding region runs from base 544 to 1815 and encodes 423 amino acids. The record is from RefSeq and is a predicted model, not a curated record. The transcript has a single exon. Lineage: Eukaryota; Viridiplantae; Streptophyta; Magnoliopsida; Malpighiales; Salicaceae.